AUGCCACCACCAUUAAAAUCAGACGAAGUUAAAGAAGAAGAGGAAAUAAACGACGACGACGACGAUAAUUCUUCCGUCUUUCUCUCUUUAAACCCAAUCACGAACAGUUCUGGUUCCGCGUUCAUUCAGCUCGGCGAUGGACGAACGACGACGAAGAUUUUCGUCUCCGUGUUCGGUCCAAAAAAGACCACGUCGAGAGCGCAAGACGAACGCGUGUCGAAGUUACGAGGCACUCUGGACGUCUCCGUGACUCUGGCCUCGUUUGCGUUUAAGUCGCUCGAGUCGUCUUCUCGUAAUAUAAAAGAUGUCGAGAUGGAUUUGACGGAAAAGUUGACGAAAUGCUUAAGAGGGGUAGUUGUCCUCGAAUCCUUCCCGAAAGCGGUGGUGGAGGUGAGAUGCGCGAUAGCGGACGCAAACGGGGACGAGUUAAGAGGGUUAGUUUUAGCGACCAGUUCAGCGUUGAUGCACGCGAGGGUGGAAGUGAGGGAUAUUUUGUGCGCGUGCACGGCAGUUAUCGAAGAGGACGGGGAGGUUCGGUUAGUUGAAGAUUAUACUAAUACGAACGACGCGAAGAGUAAGAGUAGUAAGAAUAGCGGUGGUAGGAAGAAGACGUCGUCGGCGAGGAAAGCGGUGGGGGCGGUGACGGUGGCGUACAUGCCGAGGGUGAAGAAAGUGACCAAUAUUUUAUCGGUUGGGAGGUGGGGAAACGCGAACAAUUUGAAGAAAGCGGAGGAGUUGGCCAUGCAAGGUUGCGAAGAGGUUGCGGAAGUCAUCAAGGCUGCGUUUUAA
Messenger RNA from Bathycoccus prasinos, 789 nucleotides. RefSeq lists its product with no specific name. Gene Ontology annotation, biological process: rRNA catabolic process; U4 snRNA 3'-end processing; poly(A)-dependent snoRNA 3'-end processing. The record is from RefSeq and is a predicted model, not a curated record. The transcript has a single exon. The coding region runs from base 1 to 789 and encodes 262 amino acids. Gene Ontology annotation, cellular component: nuclear exosome (RNase complex); cytoplasmic exosome (RNase complex); nucleolus. NCBI's taxonomy places the organism in Eukaryota, Viridiplantae, Chlorophyta, Mamiellophyceae, Mamiellales, Bathycoccaceae.